AUGCCUUCAGCGAACACGGAAGACUUGCGGCGAAAGUUUCUAGUAGUGCAGCAGCAGCGCUCAGCACCGCCCAAUCUGGCUGGCGACAGUCUGCCCUCGGCGAUACCCAAUGUCGGUGUCAACUCCGCGACCACCAGCCUGAUGAUGACGACGUCCACGGGCCUGGGAGGAGUGACAAUGGGCGCUGGAGAACCCGAGCGAACCUAUGUCUUCCCAGGCGGCAAUCCGCUAGUAGGUAGCGCACCUGGCGGAGGACAGGGCAUUCCCGGAGUGGCCAUGGCGGCUCCCUCGAGGGGCCAUGCCCGCUCAAUAAGCCAUGGCGGAGGAGCCAUUGUCGGGGCCAACGGACGACCCAUAAAGUCGGCCAUGAAGGGCCAUCAGCGGGCCUUUUCGCAGGGUCAAAUCACAGAUUCACCACCUGGAAGUGCUGCGCCUGCGGGUAGAGGCCAUAGUCGCGUGGGAUCCAAAACGGAUUUUAUCCUGCCACCGGGUCACAAGGAGGAACCGGCGAGGGAACCCUCGGCGCCCACAUCAGCGGCUGGGGGGCGUGGCCAUUCGCGGCAAGCCUCGAGAUCCGAAUCAAUAUACACACUCCGGCGUACAGAAGUACCGCCCUGGUGGAAACGACUCAGCCUGUGCAAUUACAACACCGCCGAUAAGUUGGAGGAGCGGAGCUAUCGGAUGGUGGUGCCCAAUCACACGGUGCCACCAAAGACACCCAAAAGGGACCAUCCCAAUGGGCAGUUUGUGGGCAACAAGAUACGGACGACGAAGUACACGCUGCUCUCGUUCAUACCGAAGAACCUGCUGGAGCAGUUCCAUCGAGUGGCCAACUUGUACUUCAUCUUCAUCGUCCUGCUCAACUGGGUGCCAGAAAUCAGCGCCUUUGGCAAGGAGGUGGCCAUGAUACCGGUGCUCUUCGUCCUGGGAGUGACGGCCGUAAAGGAUCUCUUCGAGGAUCGGAGAAGAAGGGCGUCCGACAAGAGGAUUAAUAACACCACAUGUCGGGUGUACGAUGGAGAGACGGAGCGGUACAAGAAGGUGAAAUGGCAGGACCUGCGUGUGGGGGACAUUGUCCAUCUGUCCAACAACGAGACGGUGCCGGCGGAUAUUCUGCUGUUGCGGACAAGCGACCCCCAAGGGGUCUGCUACAUAGACACCUGCGAUUUGGACGGGGAAACGAAUCUGAAGCGUCGCGAGGUUGUACGUGGCUUUGAGGAGAUGCAGAGCAUUUUUGUGCCCAGCAAGUUUGUGAGUCGCGUGGAGGCGGAUGCGCCGACAACGAAGCUAUAUAGAUUCCAUGGGGCCUUAAUACAUCCAACUGGGGAGCGUGUGCCCAUAUCGACCGAGUGCCUUUUGCUGAGAGAGAGCAGACUGAAGAAUACGGACUAUAUCGAGGGUAUCGUGGUCUAUGCGGGACAUGAAACCAAGUCAAUGCUAAAUAAUAGUGGUCCAAGGUACAAGCGAUCCCAGGUGGAACAGCAAAUGAAUAUUGAUGUGAUAUGGUGUGUGAUAAUAUUGUUGAUAUUGUGCGUUGUUGGCGCUGUAGGUUGCAGAAUGUGGUUGAGCUCGUUUACCCAAUUCCCGGUGCCAUAUCUGCCGCCGAAUAAACUGACUGCCAAUAUGGAGAGCAUGUGGAUUUUCUGGACAUAUAUCGUGAUCCUGCAGGUGAUGAUUCCUCUCUCCCUCUACGUGACCAUCGAGCUGUGCAAGAUCCUGCAGGUCUUUCAUAUCCACAACAAUGUCGAUCUAUACGAUCAGGAGACUAAUAAGCAGACGGAAUGCCGAGCGAUGAACAUAACAGAGGAGUUGGGACAGAUCCAGCAUAUAUUUACUGACAAAACAGGUACUCUCACUGAGAACAAGAUGAUCUUUCGACGCUGCGUUGUAAACGGAUCGGAUUACAAUCAUCCGCCCUCGGAGCUGGAAAAGAUAUAUUCGAAGCCAGGAGCUCCGGCUCCGCCGCUAAUUCCGAAUGAUAACUUAAAUAAUGACAUGGCGCAACUCACACAAGGAGUCUAUCUCACACCACAUGCGCAACGCAUCCAAGAGUUCCUGGUGGUGCUGGCUAUUUGCAACACGGUUAUCGUGGGUGCCGCCCCCCAUCGAGAUUUGAUGAAUGCUAGUGGAAUCAUCGAGGUGCAGCAAAUAGGCAAUAGUCCGGCGAACCUCAAACACGGCAAGCAGCGACAGAAGCUAUUGGCCAGCAGCACAACGACGACCACAAGGACAACCAUAAUAAAUGGACCUGCGACACAGCAACAGGCUGUCUCCAUUCCAGCGGAUCGUUAUAUCCGCCUGGCGGAAUCACGAUCGGUGACUCCUUCUCCGCCGCCUAAUCUACUCUUUGCGCUGCCAGCCCAGAGCCAUCAGCCCACUCUCUCGCCUAUCAGCAGUUCGGCGGAAUCGUCUCCGAACUCCGAAUCUGAAUCACCAUCACCGCCGAUGAAAAACAAGGCGCUUUCCAACAGUAUUUCGCCCACAGGAAGAGCCAAGGCGGUGAUCAACUCUAAGAUCACUAGUAUAGCAACCUUCCUGAAUGCCAAAACUCAGGGAAAGCGGUUGAAAUUACCAUCAUCCAAAACGGAGACGAUUUACAGAACCGCCGAUGGGCGGCCGCUUUACGAAGCCGAGAGUCCCGAUGAGUUGGCCCUGGUGAAUGCUGCCUACAGCUAUGAAUGCUGCCUGCUGAACCGCAGUGCCAACCAAAUCUUGGUCAGCAUGCCCACAACGGGAGCCACAAGGGAGUACGAGAUCCUCAAGGUACUGCCCUUCGACUCCAGUCGCAAGUGCAUGUCCAUUGUGGUGCGGCAGAUAGGCACCCAGGAGAUUGUGCUGUACACCAAGGGUGCGGAUAGCUCCAUCAUGCCCGUCUUGGUGCCCUGCUCGCAUAACAGUCCCGAGGGCAUCCUGCGAGAACAGACCCAGCAACAGCUGGAUCGCUAUGCCCGCGAGGGUCUGCGCAUCUUGGUGAUGGCCAAGCGGACCCUGAACUCCGCCGACUAUACGGAUUGGUGGGCGCGUCAUCAGGAAAUCGAGAUGUCGCUGGAGAACCGCGAGCGAAGAUUACGCGACUCGUUCGCGAAGUUGGAAAGCAAUCUGACCCUGUUGGGGGCAACAGGAAUCGAAGAUCGCCUACAGGAUGGAGUGCCGGAGACGAUAGCAUCGCUACUCUCCGCUGGGAUCUCAGUUUGGGUUCUGACUGGCGACAAACCCGAAACGGCCAUAAACAUUGCCUACUCUGCAAAACUAUUCACCCAGCAAAUGGAGCUCAUCAGGUUGACAGCACGAUCCCGCGAUGCAGCGGAAACAGCCAUAAACUUCUAUCUGACUGACAUGGAGAAUGACAAGACAACAUCCUCGUUGGGCUAUGGCCAGACGUUAAGAAAGAAACAGCGUGCAUUGGUAGUGGAUGGAAAGACGCUUACAUUUAUUCUAGAUCCAAAGUCCAAGCUGAUUAUGCCGUUUCUGCGGUUGUCCAAGCGGUGCGCAUCGGUACUUUGUUGCCGUUCCACGCCGCUGCAGAAGGCGUACCUAGUCAAAGUUGUCAAAGAGGAGCUCAACCUGCGCACACUGGCCAUCGGGGAUGGCGCCAACGAUGUGUCCAUGAUCCAGAUGGCAGAUGUGGGCGUUGGAAUCUCAGGUCAGGAGGGCAUGCAGGCCGUCAUGGCCGCCGAUUUCACUCUGCCCCGCUUUCGUUACCUGGAGCGCCUGCUGCUGGCACAUGGCUAUUGGUGCUAUGAUCGAUUGUCCCGCAUGAUCUUGUAUUUCUUCUAUAAGAAUGCGGCCUUUGUCUUUCUGAUAUUCUGGUACCAGUUGUAUUGCGGAUUCUCCGGCCAAGUGAUGAUGGAUCAAAUGUAUUUGAUGCUGUACAAUUUGAUAUUCACCUCGCUGCCGCCCUUGGCCAUUGGAGUGUACGAUAAGCGUGUGCCCGAAGAUCUCCUGCUAAAAAAUCCAUAUCUCUAUAAAAAUGGUCGACUGGGCGUAGCUUAUAGACCGCAUGACUUCUGGCUGAUAUUACUGGAUUCCCUCUAUCAGAGCUUGGUCAUAUUCUUUGUGGCGCUGUGCGCCUAUGCGGAGAACGAUGUGGGGAUCUGGGAGUUCGGCACGACGAUAACGGCGUCCUGCCUGUUCGCCAAUCUCGUGCACUGUGCCAUUGAAAUACGUUCCUGGACUGUGCUGCAUGUCUUAUCCAUAGUGGUUAGCUUAGGUUCCUUCUACCUCUUUUCGUUUGUGUACGAUUCGAUGUGCUUGAACUGCUUCGGAGUGCGCUCCUCGUACUGGGUGAUCUUUAUGUGCUUCGGCUCUGCAGUCCACUGGCUGGUGAUAUUGCUCUCCACAGUGGUGGCUGUUCUGCCACGCCUGCUCCUGACCACCGUGCGCAUCUCGCUGUGUCCCGACGACAGCACCAAGGUUAUCCUGCAAAGCAAACGUGAGCGCAGCAGAGGUGAGGGUUUGUUAGUUACUUGGUCGCGCUCCACGUCAGCCUCAUCAAUCUAUAGAAUCACCGAUUAUGGGUCUAAGAAUCAGAUUAUAACAACGAUUACCUGAUGGAGCGCCAAAAUGCAAUUCCUCGGCUAUCUCAGCAGCAACUAGAAUAAGAUAACACGACUAGCAAUCCACAAAUGUGUACACAUGUGCUUUCACUCUAAAUAUGUGGCCUUUGACACCGAUUAUUAAUAAUAUUGCUUUAGUUUAGUUGAUCCACUUUGGUCCGUAGGUUCCGAAAGCAUUUAGCUUUAAUGUACUUAGUGAUCAAUUGUAAUGAUUUGUUUAGCGAAUGAUUUGUUGCAGACGCGCUUAGAUUUCCGAGUUAUCGUUCCGAGUUUUAGUUAAAAUGUUAAGGCAAGGAAAGCAAUUGCACAAUUGCACGCAUGUCAUAGUUUACAUAUUUAUUUGUAUAUAAGUAGAGAGCUAGUGCUCUAGGACCGAACCCAACCUAACCGACUAUUGUUAAAGAGAACCGAAAAUACAAUGCUAAUUCACGUGGGUACAAUGUACGAUAAUUUAAACUAGCUACUUAUAUAUGUAUCACCCUAACAGAAAUACUUGACAAUUCAAACACAACAGGACUCCAUUGCGAGUCCGAUGAAAAGGCUGUGAUUCUACACUCAUGAAGGAUAUAUAAUUAUAAGAUUAUAAGAUUAUUAUACACACACCUAUAGACCUAGACUUGUACGUUAGUUGCAUUGAUUCAAGUAUUGACAGAAUUGUUUCUCACCUUCUGUUUCUUAGUUUGUUGUGUGAACAAGUGAAUUUUUUACUUUUUUAUUGAGACCAUGCAAUGACAAGUGGUAAUAAUCGAUUGUUGUAAUCCAUUAGUUGUACUAAACCAUUUACUCUACUCGUAGUCCUCUUCAAAAAGAAUACAAUAAGACAACCUCUAAAUGCAAUUCGAAAAACUUAGUACGUUAACAGGAUGAAUACCAGAGAGCAAAAAUCGUUAGCUGAAUAUUUACAUUGUUGAAAAGCAAGAAAUCAUUAAAUGAAAUAAAUGUAUAUUUACCUAAA
Drosophila subpulchrella is the source of this 5511-nucleotide messenger RNA. RefSeq names its product probable phospholipid-transporting ATPase VD. The record is from RefSeq and is a predicted model, not a curated record. The transcript has 14 exons. Gene Ontology annotation, cellular component: plasma membrane. Gene Ontology annotation, biological process: phospholipid translocation. NCBI's taxonomy places the organism in Eukaryota, Metazoa, Arthropoda, Insecta, Diptera, Drosophilidae. The coding region runs from base 1 to 4551 and encodes 1516 amino acids. Gene Ontology annotation, molecular function: ATP hydrolysis activity; ATP binding; magnesium ion binding.